Molecule: messenger RNA, 7961 nt
Organism: Chelonia mydas (Green sea turtle)
Lineage: Eukaryota; Metazoa; Chordata; Testudines; Cheloniidae
Gene: RAPGEF1
Product: Rap guanine nucleotide exchange factor 1
Exons: 26
Coding region: 186-3851 (1221 amino acids)
Biological process (GO): Ras protein signal transduction; positive regulation of GTPase activity
Cellular component (GO): plasma membrane
Molecular function (GO): guanyl-nucleotide exchange factor activity
Source: RefSeq, a predicted model, not a curated record
UGGCUGCGCCGCCGCCGCGGAGCCUACAGGCCGUCGCAGUGUCUCUGCCGGAUCCAGCCCGGCCGGCAGCAGCAGGCGGCGGCGGCGGCGGGUCGGAGCAGGGCGCCCCGGCCGCUCGCUCCUGCUGGGCUGGGCCUGAGCCCUGGGGUCGGCGCGCGGAGCCCGGCCCCGGCCCCGGCCCCGACAUGUCCGGCAAGAUCGAGAAAGCAGAUUCUCAGCGCUCCCAUCUCUCCUCUUUCACCAUGAAGUUGAUGGACAAGUUUCAUUCACCAAAAAUAAAGCGAACGCCAUCAAAGAAAGGAAAACAGGCUGACCUGACAGUGAAAACGCCAGAGAAGCCAGUGAACAAAAAUUUAACUUGGCUUGAGGAGAAGGAAAAGGAGGUUGUAAGUGCAUUGCGCUAUUUUAAAACCAUUGUGGACAAAAUGGCAAUUGACAAGAAAGUACUGGAGAUGCUGCCAGGUUCAGCAAGUAAAGUGCUGGAGGCCAUCUUACCCCUGGUCCAAGCAGACCCACGGAUUCAGCAAAGUUCUGCCAUCUCUUCCUGCUAUAGCCGGGUGUACCAGAGUCUGGGAAAUCUGAUUCGUUGGUCUGAUCAGGUGAUGCUGGAGGGGGUGAACUCAGAAGACAAGGAGAUGGUGACCACAGUGAAGGGUGUCAUAAAAGCUGUUCUGGAUGGAGUCAAGGAGCUGGUCAGACUCACAGUAGAGAAGCAGGAACAUCCAUCUCCCACAAGCCCAGUUAAACCCAGUUUACCAGCAUGUAAAUCUGACAGCCCCUCAGAGCUUCCCCUGACAGACAGAGAGAUGGAGAUUCUCAACAAGACAACUAGUAUGACUCAGUCUGCUGAGAUACUGACUGACUCCAUGGACGAAGAGGUUGCCCCUCCCAAACCCCCUCUACCUUGCAUUCGCGUGGCAGAAAACAGCCCUCCUCCAGCAUUGCCCCCCAAAAAACGGCAGUCGGCGCCUUCUCCUACCAGAGUGGCAGUAGUGGCACCUAUGAGUCGAGCCACCAGUGGAUCUAGUUUGCCUAUUGGAAUCAACAGACAGGAUUUUGAUGCUGACUGUUACGCACAGAGGAGGCUGUCAGGUGGCAGCCACUCCUAUGGAGGGGAAUCCCCUCGCCUCUCGCCAUGCAGUAGCAUGGGCAAGCUUAGCAAGUCUGAUGAGCAGCUCUCCUCGCUGGACCGGGACAGUGGGCAGUGCUCCCGCAAUACAAGCUGUGAAACAUUAGAUCACUAUGAUCCGGACUAUGAAUUCCUGCAGCAGGACCUCUCUAAUGCUGACCAGAUACCUCAGCAGGUGCCAAGUAUCCUCAGCCCAUUGCCAGAGUCCUUGGGCGAGUGUGGCUCCCCAUUUCAUGGACAUGUUUUCCAGCUCCCCCCGGGCAGCUCCCCCCAGCCACAAUACUGCAGUCCAUUGACAGCAACACAGUCUACAGAGACUCCUCCAGCUUUGCCAGAGAAAAAGAGGAGGAGUGCAGCCUCUCAGACUUCGGAUAACGCAGGCUGCAGGUUCUCCUAUGAGAGGCAUCCCUCACAAUAUGAUAAUAUCUCGGAGGAUGAUCUGCAGAACCCAGGAGCUCUCUCGUCAGUACCCUUCACGUCAUUUGCUGCUGUCUUGCCCUUCCAGCAGGGCAAUUCUUCAGUGCCGGUUGAAUUCAUUACUGAGUUUGCUGCUCCUGACUCUAUGGGUGACCCAGAGAACCCCCCGCCUCUGCCAGAGAAGAAGAACAAACACAUGCUGGCAUAUUUGCAGUUUAUGGAAGACUACUCAGAGCCGCAGCCAUCCAUGUUCUACCAGACGCCUCAGAACGAACACAUUUACCAGCAGAAAAACAAGCACCUCAUGGAAGUCUAUGGGUUCAAUGACUCGUUCAGCAGCACAGACUCGUCGCAAGAGCUGGCACCACCCCCUGCCCUUCCGCCAAAACAGCGACAGCUGCAGGCCUCCUAUGCUGCCUCUUCCUUCUCUUCUGUCUCCUACUGUGUCCAGCAAACUAAAGUGCCCUUCACCCCCGAGGACACCAGUGCCACUCAGGGCCUCAGUAUGUCCGUCUCUAACUCCUUUCUCAACCGGCACAGCUCCUUUCCUGUGCAUUCGUACAAAUCUGUGUUUAGGUCCUACUCACAGGAUUUUGUGCCUCACAACCAAGCUUCCAUUCCUCCUUUUCUUUCUUCUACCUCCUCUUCCACCCCGCCUUUUCCACCUGUCCAUCAAUCUCAGAGCUCUGACCUAGCCGUGCCAACCACAGCCAGCCAGUCACCAAGCACUGUGGAUGUGCCAAACUCCUCUUCUCAGGAGAGCAGCUUUAACGGGAAUGCUCCUGUCUGCCUUCCUUCUGAAACCUCUUUCACUGAUUCUCUCCAGACAUCUUCGAGUGAAAACGCCAGUGAGGAGGCUGGUGAGGGUGAAUACGUCAAUCUGUAUUCCUCUGGCCAAAGCAACGGGGAACUCCCUCACUCUGAAGGAGAAUCUCCCGCCAUCAAAGACGGCCACCCCAAAGACUCCACUUCGCAUAGCAGCACCACUGGGAAAGAAAGCAGAGAUGGUGGUGAGAGGCAGCAGAAGUCACCGGAUGCUUUGGAAUCAUCGCUAGAGGAGGAGGUAGAUGAGCUGACCCUGAUUGACCACAAUGAAAUUAUGGCUCGGCUGACAUUGAAGCAGGAGGGCGAUGAUGGCCCAGAUGUUCGUGGUGGAUCCGGGGAUAUCUUGCUAGUCCAUGCGACUGAGACUGACAGGAAAGAUCUGGUGCUGUAUUGUGAAGCCUUUUUGACAACGUACAGAACAUUUAUUACCCCUGAAGAGCUCAUCAAGAAGCUGCAGUACAGGUAUGAGAAGUUCUGUCACUUCCCGGACACAUUUAAGAAGCGAGUCAGCAAGAACACAUUCUUCGUGUUGGUGAGAGUGGUGGACGAGCUGUGCUUAGUGGAGUUGACGGAAGAGAUUCUAAAGCUGUUGAUGGACCUGGUGUUCCGGCUAGUCUGCAAUGGAGAGCUCAGCCUCGCUAGAGUGCUACGCAAAAAUAUUCUGGACAAAGUGGAUCAGAAAAAAAUGCUGCGAUACGCCAACUCAAUCAAACCUCUAGCGGCCCGGGGGGUGGCAGCCAGGCCAGGGACCUUGCAUGAUUUUCAUAGUCAUGAAAUAGCUGAGCAGCUGACUCUCUUAGAUGCCGAGCUCUUCUACAAGAUAGAGAUCCCAGAAGUUUUGCUUUGGGCAAAAGAGCAAAAUGAAGAGAAGAGUCCCAACCUGACACAGUUCACUGAGCACUUUAAUAACAUGUCCUACUGGGUCCGUUCGAUAAUUAUGCUACAAGAGAAACCGCAAGACAGAGAGAGGCUGCUCCUUAAAUUUAUAAAGAUUAUGAAGCACUUACGAAAGCUGAAUAAUUUUAACUCCUAUCUGGCCAUUCUUUCUGCACUGGAUUCAGCACCCAUCCGAAGGCUGGAGUGGCAGAAACAGACAUCAGAGGGCCUGGCAGAGUACUGCACACUCAUCGACAGCUCCUCGUCCUUCCGGGCCUACCGAGCGGCUCUGGCAGAAGUGGAGCCUCCCUGCAUACCUUACCUAGGCCUGAUUCUGCAGGACUUGACCUUUGUUCACCUGGGAAACCCAGAUUACAUUGAUGGCAAAGUGAACUUUUCCAAACGCUGGCAACAGUUUAACAUCCUGGACAGCAUGAGGUGCUUCCAACAAAUACAUUACGACAUCAAGAGAAAUGACGAUAUAGUCACAUUCUUCAAUGACUUCAGCGACCAUUUGGCUGAGGAGGCCUUGUGGGAACUGUCUCUCAAAAUCAAACCUCGAAACAUAACGAGGCGAAAAACAGACAGGGAAGAGAAAACCUAGGAGGAGGAGGGUGUGAGCGAGGAGAAUCGCUCUGCAGAUGCACCGAGGGCAGCUAUGAGACUGGAGUAAAUAUUUGUACCUGUUACUGGAUGACGCACUCUCCCUGUCCAGUUGGUAGCAGUUGCUUGCUUCCUGGGUCUGUGAAUAUUGGAUUCUCUCAGCAGAAGAACUGUGAAUGCGUGUGUGUCAUAAGACAGCAACAGCCAAGGAAAGAGAUCAGCAAAUGCUCAUUCCACUCUCCUUCCUCCACCUCCCCUCUCUCCAUGCCAUGAACCAGCUUUACAUCUGGGAAGAGAGUGCAGUGGAAGGAGGAUCCCUGUAGGCGUGUUACUGGUUUGCCAAUUGAUGUUUUACAUGUGUUCUGAAAUACUCUUGCUUUUGUCUUCAAGCCCCAGGGGGCAGCAGCAAUAGCUUAGCAUCCAUGAGCUGCAUGUCUGUGGCUCGCAGGGCGCCAAUGCAGCAGACGCGAAUCGUGGAAGCCUCUGUUACCUUCUUGCCUCCCAUUCACUGUGGUCAUGAAUCGCUUUUUCCCCAAGAAAGACUGGGUUGCAGGCGCUCUCUCUGCCAGAGAAGCUCUAUUUUGGAAGCGUUUGUGUGUGUUUACAGGGUUAUUAAAUCUAAUUACCCCAGAUCUCUCUGACCUUAAUGGGAGGAAGGCAACCACCACAGAUAUGGAAGAGGCACUGAAAACAUGGGCACGGAAUGCUGUCUCCAGUCAUUAUCAUGUCCCCCAUCCCCUCCAAAUCUCAUUAUUUAAAAAGAUGGUCACUCUCCCAACUCUGGGAAGGACUAGCCAAGGUACUGUGGCUCAGGUGUCCUGUGAGUCUGUAUCCCUUAGUGAUGGUACUAGCUACUGCACAGUAAAUACUGUAGUAUAUAAGACUGUCCAUUUGUAAAUACUAGUAUUUAGAUUCCACGGAGGGCGGGGAUUGAUGCAUGUCAAAAUGCCAGUGGCUUUAAAGGAAAACAAGUGCAAAACGAUGUGUAUAAAUCCACAACUAGUGAAAAUGUCUUUCCGAGUGCUGGAAUAAAGGAGGCUUGGGGCAGCUGUGUCUGGAGCAGAGUACAGAGGUGACAUCUGGAGCCAGGAGGAAUAUUUCCAGAAUUUUAAAUGCUAAGGUGCAAAGGAAAGGGCAUGUGUUCAGUGCUAAGGUCAUCCUCUCUCCCUCACCCACCUCACUUGGGGUUGUUGCCAGAACUGUUUAUUGAACUCCUUCUGCAUAACCUUUGGUGCUGCAUUUUGUGAUCUUAGCAUUGGAAAAGACAAAAGGCAGCUUUGGAGCUGGCAAAGCUCUGUCCCCAGUAUAGUCAAGUCAAGAUUCAGUGGGACACAGGCAGCCCUGCACGUCAUGGGGAGUUAGCACGUCAUGUACCAUGUUAACCCUGAUCUGGUCCGUGUGCCUUAUUCAGUUUCUCUACCCCUUCCCCCCAUGGUUGUGCCCUCAGAUGAGCAGUCCUUUCCACCAGCGCAUCUAGGACUGGCCAGUUCACACACAACCUUUCUGUCUUUCAUCAACUGUUUACAGUGCUGGUCAUGUUUUCAGGAAUAUGUUGUAGAUUUUAAUCAGCCUUGCAAGGCCUGUUUUGGAACUACUUUGCAUAGUUUGCCUGACAGUGAAUCACUGUUUUAUAGCGAACUCUAGCAAAACCCUUGCAGCUUCUCGGGAUGUAAGUCUUAGGGAGUGUAUAUAGGAGCUUCUCCCAGCAGCACCCUUAACUUCCUUAUCAAGAGCCAUUCAGUGUUUGCUAAGUGUGUACCUUGUUCUGAGUGAAUCAGAGUUACAAAACCCUUCCUUCUUCACACUUAUUGCAGAGUCUUUCCUUGUCCCUUUUGUUAAAUGGCAGCUUUGACUGACAAUCUGUGUGACACCAGCUGGAGUCACAACCCAUAUUGUUUGGUUUAUAGUAUUAUUUAAAGCUAUACAUCUUUUUUAAAGAACACUCUAAGCAGAAGAUAAUGGGCUUGUCUCCACACAAACCUGCACCUGUUUAACUGAAGGUAUGUUUUUAAACCAGUUUGGGUAGACACUUCUAUUUCAGUUUGAGUGGCUCAUGUCGAUUUAGCUUAAGUAAAUUCUUUCCUGGCAUAAGCUAACCUGAAAUAAGAGUCUCUACACAGACUAUUGCUCCAGUUUAACUAAAUCCAUUUUUAAAGUGGUGUAACUUUCUCAGGUAGACAAGCCCACAGUCUCCUAGACGCAGGAUUAAUUUUCUGUGCAUAUGCAGCAUUCUUGCUUGCUCCUGACAUACCUCUACUUGUCUUUGCCAUGUUACAGGCCAAACCAUUCCGAACACGAAUGGCUAGCUAGGGAGAAUGCAUGAAAUGAUUAUUCCGUCAAUGCAGCUGUAUUUCAUAUAAAGGGAAUAUAGGGGGGACCCAGACGCCAACAAACUAUUCCUGGCUGGAUCCAUGCAGCCGCUAGAAAGGGUAGUCUGAACAGUCCGAGAGGAGAAGCCUCUCAAUACUGAAGACCCUGAAUCUGAAAGAGAGAGAAAUUUAACAAGUUUAUAAAGCCAGAUUUGUUGUUUAUGUAGCUAAUCUGUGUGUGUUAUCGAGCUGGCUACUUUGCAUGGUAAAGUCUUUGCGAUCUGUGAAGAAGCAAAAGCAAUCCACCUCUUGUGCAAGAUCCUCUGCUGUUUGGUUCUGAACAUGUCACUUUAUUAUUUAAGGUGUGUGUUGUAGCAUAGGUGAUUUAUAGCAGUAUUUUGUGUGGUUGUGUUGCUAAAAUUGUCCUUUCAUUUCAGCGUGUUCCAGCGUGGUUCCGUGUGUGUGUGUGUGUGUGUGUGUUGUGCCCCUUGUGGGUUAAAGUCUGAGACUGGCACUGUCCACCUGUUGGGGGGGCGGGGGAGAGACCUCAGCAGGCAGACGCACCUCAGUGGAAAUGCACCUUGUCCUAAAAGCUGCCCCACAGAUGCUCACGUCUUUUCUGGCCUUUCCGUGUAACUGUUUCAAGUCCCUGCCUUGCAACGAAACUGCAGACAAGACCCCUCUGAAAGGAGCGCAGACGGAGAUAAGACUGCCCAUCCACACACAGCCAGCUCCUAGUGAAAAGCAAGCCACUGAUGUGUUUGCUGCUUGCUACAUGGCUGCUGUGAGAUCAUUGCUUGACUGCUGGCUGUGCAAAUAACCACCUGGGAGAGGGCAGUUGAUUGACAGCUGCUGCUGUGACCCGAAUCCCAUCAACACAGUGCCCCAGGCAAAGACAACUCUGGAGAAGAAAAACCUGGGACUUGAUAAUUGCCCUGUUCUGUUGGUUCCCUCUGAAGCAUCUGGCACUGGCCACUGUCGGAAAACAGGAUACUGAGCUAGAUGGGCCGUUGGUCUGACCCAGCAGGGCCAUUCUUAUGGUUCUUUGGGGACAUCCCUGUGUGAUACUCAGAGUGCUGGCUUUCCUGUCAAUUUUAGGUUUGUGCAUGUUGUUUUGAUGAGUAGUGGGGCUGCCUUGGCAGAACUGGGGUGUCUCACUUUAUGGACAGGCGGUGGAGCAGCAGAAUGAGCCGUGCUGUUGGGGAGGGGCACCAGAACGUUCUCAUCACAUGUACAAACGAGCUUCAGUAAUGUCUUGGUUCCCUGUCAGUGUCAGGCCUAGCAGUUCUGUGGGUGUGAAGAGUUCACUCCUCUACUCUAAUACUUCCCUGUGAUCAGAAGCCGGGUGCUUCAGCUGUCUGCAGAACUGCAAAUGUAAUGGUCAGUCACGCCUCUUGCAGGUAGAGUCCUUAGACCAUUUCCCCUCUGGGAGGAGUGGGGGAUGUUAAAGCAUAGACUGAAUAGUCAGACGGAGGCCAAAUAAGAGAUGACGCCAGUUUGUACAUUACCGCUGUGAUGACAGCAGCUCUAUCUGGAGUUAUGGAAGGGAGCCCUGUGUUACCUGAACUCUGCCGAGCCACCUGCCAGCCAUGCUGACCCCAAGUCUCUCCUGCCAUCCCAGAAUGUUACAUUGUAUUAUCUAUUUACCACUAAGCCAAUCCUGAUAGUGACAACUUCCUGCAAACAUUUCAAACCUGUAACUUUUAUAUUAAAGCAAAAUAAAUACCGAUAAAGAAUCCAGCCUAACGAUCAUGUUUACAGUGCAUGCAGCAGUCUGCGGAUUAAAGUGACAAUCGAAUCCA